Pygoscelis adeliae (Adelie penguin) is the source of this 777-nucleotide messenger RNA. It is a transcript of the gene GSTZ1, whose product is annotated as glutathione S-transferase zeta 1. Gene Ontology annotation, cellular component: mitochondrion; cytoplasm. The coding region runs from base 101 to 583 and encodes 160 amino acids. The record is from RefSeq and is a predicted model, not a curated record. Gene Ontology annotation, molecular function: glutathione transferase activity; maleylacetoacetate isomerase activity. The transcript has 7 exons. Lineage: Eukaryota; Metazoa; Chordata; Aves; Sphenisciformes; Spheniscidae. Gene Ontology annotation, biological process: L-phenylalanine catabolic process; glutathione metabolic process.
AUCUCAUUCUUUUCUCAGCCGAUACUUUAUAGCUAUUUCCGAAGUUCCUGCUCUUGGAGAGUGAGAAUUGUUUUCUGCUGAAUUCAAGGCAGUGAAUCCAAUGCAGCAAGUCCCAGCCUUGAAAAUUGAUGGCAUCACCCUUUCUCAGUCGCUAGCUAUAAUUCAUUACCUAGAAGACACGCGUCCUAACCCCAGACUCCUGCCCCAAGAUCCGAAGAAGAGAGCCCAAGUCAGAAUGAUCGCCGAUCACAUUGUCUCCGGCAUUCAGCCACUCCAGAACCUGAGCGUCCUGAAACAAAUGGGGGAGAAAAAAAUGGAAUGGGCUCAGAACUGCAUCGCAUCUGGCUUUCAAGCGCUGGAGCAGAUUCUGCAGCACACUGCUGGGCGCUACUCUGUGGGGGAUGAAGUUUCCAUGGCUGAUCUGUGCUUGGUGCCGCAAGUUUCCAAUGCUGAAAGAUUCAGAGUGGACAUGGGUCCAUAUCCCACAAUAACUAGAAUAAACAAAGCUCUCCUGGAGUUAGAGGCAUUCAAAGUAAGCCACCCAUCCCAGCAGCCAGAUACUCCAGCAGAGCUGCGAGCUUGAAGCCCUUCUACUCAUUAAAUCAAGUAAGCUGUAGUGUCAAAGAGAACAACAGCUACAGCUUGAGUAGAACUUCAGUGCCAGCAGGAAGCCCUAGUACUAUUGUCUCACUUUCAUCCGGGUGGGAAGAAGGACAGAGGACCUGGAAGUAGCCUGGAUGACUUACAGGAGCUAUGCCUGUGCUGGAAAGCUUGCAG